AUGACAAUUAGUCAUAACGGAAAAGCAAUUUUUGAAUUCAUGAUUCAAAAUGAGAUAGAUGAUGAUCCUAUAUUCUCACCACCUUUUGCAACAUCAAAUGAUACAUUUUGGCAAUUAAAAUUUUACAAGACGGAUCCUGACAAUCGUGGAAGUUGUAUUUUAUAUUUGAUCGCGAUUCCAAAUCACGAGGAAGCAUUGACGACAAAUGUUUGGGAGACGCGUAAAAAAUUAUCAGUUGUGCUAUACAUUAAAAGUCAGGAAUACGAGAGAUAUAAUCCUAUCAAGACGGAUAAAUUUACCGUGAGGUCAUAUUCUUGGGGUGUCAACUUUCCUUCUUUGCAAGAUUACCGAAAGGUUAACAUUGGUAUCAUUUUCUCGGAUAUCACAAUCGAAAAAAGUCAAUUCAAUUCGGAAAUCAUUUCCAAUCAAGUUUCAAAGGAAUUGAUGGCGACGUGGAUAGAUGAGUCCAACAACACCGAGAACGCAGACAUUCAAUUAAAUUUUAAGGAUGGGAUCAUUCACACUUAUCAAUCGAUCCUCAGUAACCGUUCAGAAUAUUUUCGUAAAUUAUUUCAAGAGAGGAAUGACAAAAAGAGGAAGGUUGAUACAAACAACAAUUAUGUCAACAUCGAUAUUCAAGAAUUCUCCCGUCAAACCUUCCUGAAGGUAAUUCGUUUCAUGUACACGGGUAAGAUCGAAUUUAAUAAUACCGAUAUCAUCCCGAUGGAAAUCUUUAAAAUAGCCGAUUACUAUCUUAUAUCGGAUUUAAGGCAAAAGGCGAGAGUAGAAAUUUACAAAAGGUUACACUUUGAUAACGUGGUUAAGGUUUUAUUCAGUGAAGGUUAUAAAUGGAAGGACUUGAAAGAUGACAUGAUCAAUUAUAUCGUUUAUAAUUUUGAUAAAAUCAAAGAUACUCUCGAGUAUAAAUUACUCGCCAUAGAUAAUAGAGGUCAUCCGGCUGCUAUCGAACUCAUGCAGGAGAUUAUUUCAAUCUUGUUUUAUAAAAAAUCCUUAAAGUAG
This is a messenger RNA of Funneliformis mosseae, 1020 nucleotides long. The record is from the annotation of a GenBank genome assembly. NCBI's taxonomy places the organism in Eukaryota, Fungi, Glomeromycota, Glomeromycetes, Glomerales, Glomeraceae.